GGGACGAGGCGGCAUCGGUGCCCUUCGGCGAAGCGUCUUCUCGGAGCUGCCAGCCCCGCUUUUGGCAGCGCGCCCCUCCCCGCGGCGUCGGGGCGGCUCGGGGAGUGCGGGCAGCAGCAUCAUCUCUCUCUGCCCUCUCUUCUGUCCCGCAGCUCCGUAGAGCGGAGGAUUUGCGCCAAAGCCACCUUUUUUGAGAGAUGGUUCCUAAUUUGAACUCGCUUUUUGACUUCCCUGUCAUACUCCUGUACUACUGGAUGGGGACAACUUUAUCUUUGAAUUUAGAAGAUCCCAAUGUGUGCAGCCACUGGGAAAGUUAUUCGGUUACAGUGCAAGAGUCAUAUCCACACCCUUUUGAUCAAAUUUACUACACCAGUUGUACUGACAUCCUGAACUGGUUUAAGUGCACACGACACAGGAUCAGUUACCGUACUGCUUACAGACAUGGUGAAAAAACAAUGUACAGACGUAAAUCUCAGUGCUGCCCUGGAUUUUAUGAAAGCAGGGAAAUGUGUGUCCCUCAUUGUGCUGACAAAUGCGUCCAUGGUCGUUGUAUUGCUCCAAACACCUGUCAGUGUGAGCCUGGCUGGGGAGGACCCAACUGCUCCAGUGCAUGUGACAGUGACCACUGGGGACCUCAUUGCAGCAGCCGCUGCCAGUGCAAAAAUGGAGCCUUGUGCAACCCCAUCACUGGAGCCUGCCACUGUGCAUUGGGUUUCAAAGGUUGGCGCUGUGAGGAACACUGUGAUCAAGGGACAUACGGAAAUGAUUGCCAUCAAAAAUGCCAGUGUCAAAAUGGAGCCACCUGCGACCAUGUGACUGGAGAGUGUAGAUGUCCUCCUGGAUACACUGGUGCCUUCUGCGAGGACCUCUGUCCCCCAGGGAAGCAUGGGCCGCAGUGCGAGGAGAGGUGUCCGUGCCAGAAUGGAGGCAUCUGUCACCAUGUCACUGGAGAGUGUGCCUGCCCGCCAGGAUGGAUGGGGGUGGUCUGUGGUCAGCCUUGUCCUGAGGGUCGUUACGGAAAAAACUGCUCCCAGGAGUGCCAGUGCCACAACGGAGCGACUUGUGGUGCAGCAAUAGGUCAAUGCCAUUGCAGCCCAGGUUACACAGGGGAACGUUGCCAAGAUGAGUGUCCAGUGGGAACUUAUGGAGUGCAGUGUGCCGAGACCUGCAAGUGUAUGAAUGGUGGGAAAUGUUACCAUAUUAGUGGUGCCUGUUUCUGUGAACCAGGAUACACCGGAGAGCACUGUGAAACAAGGCUUUGCCCUGAGGGAAUUUAUGGCCUCAAAUGUGAUAAAAAGUGCCCCUGCCACAUGCCCAAUACCUGGAGCUGUCACCCUACGUCUGGGGAAUGCUCCUGCAAGCCGGGCUGGUCUGGGCUCUACUGCAAUGAGACGUGUUCCCCAGGAUUCUACGGCGAGUCGUGUCAGCAAAUCUGCAGCUGCCAAAAUGGUGCUGACUGCGAUAGUGUGACUGGAAAAUGCACCUGUGCCCCUGGAUUUAAGGGUGCUGAUUGUGGUACUCCUUGUCUUCCUGGGACAUAUGGAGUAAACUGUUCAUCUGUAUGCAACUGCAAAAAUGAAGCCAUCUGUUCACCAGUAGAUGGUUCUUGUACCUGCAAAGCAGGUUGGCAUGGUGUGGAUUGCUCAAUAAAUUGUCCCAGCGGUACCUGGGGACUUAGUUGUAACUUAACGUGCCAGUGCCUUAAUGGAGGGGCUUGCAAUGCCCUGGACGGAACCUGUACCUGUGCCCCAGGCUGGAGAGGAGAAAAAUGUGAACUCCCUUGCCAGGAUGGCACAUAUGGUAUGGAUUGUGCUGAACGCUGUGACUGCAGCCAUGCAGAUGGUUGUCAUCCCGCCACAGGUUACUGUCGCUGUCUUCCAGGAUGGUCAGGUAUUCACUGUGACAGUGUGUGCGCUGAGGGACAAUGGGGUCCAAAUUGCUCAUUGCCUUGUUACUGCAAAAAUGGAGCGUCCUGCUCUCCAGAUGAUGGAAUCUGUGAGUGUGCACCAGGAUACAGAGGCACCACUUGCCAGAGAAUUUGUUCUCCUGGGUUUUAUGGACACCGCUGCAGCCAGACAUGUCCCCAGUGCGUACAUAGCAGUGGUCCCUGCCACCAUAUUACUGGAUUAUGUGACUGCUUACCUGGAUUUACAGGAACUCUCUGUAAUGAAGUAUGUCCCAGUGGCAGGUAUGGCAAGAACUGCAUUGGAAUAUGCACCUGCACCAAUAAUGGAACAUGUAAUCCUAUUGAUAGAUCUUGUCAGUGUUACCCUGGCUGGAUUGGUAGUGACUGCUCUCAGCCUUGCCCACCUUCCCACUGGGGACCAAACUGCAUCCACACGUGCAACUGCCAUAAUGGAGCUUACUGCAGUGCCUAUGAUGGAGAGUGCAAAUGUACCCCGGGAUGGACAGGCCUUUACUGUACACAAAGAUGUCCCCUAGGGUUUUAUGGGAAGGACUGUGCAUUGAUAUGCCAAUGUCAGAACGGAGCUGACUGCGACCACAUCAGUGGGCAAUGCACCUGCCGUACAGGGUUCAUGGGGAAGCACUGUGAGCAGAAAUGCCCUCAAGGUACGUAUGGAUAUGGAUGCCGGCAGAUAUGUGACUGUCUGAACAACUCAACCUGUGACCACAUCACGGGAACAUGUUACUGCAGCCCAGGCUGGAAAGGGGCAAGGUGUGAUCAAGCUGGUGUAAUUAUAGUGGGAAACUUGAACAGUUUAAGCCGUACCAGUACUGCCAUCCCUCCUGAUUCUUACCAGAUAGGGGCAAUAGCAGGCAUCAUCAUUCUUGUCCUGGUUGUGCUUUUCCUGCUAGUGCUGUUCAUCAUUUACAGACAUAAGCAGAAAGGAAAAGAAACAAAUAUGCCUGCAGUGACUUAUACCCCUGCUAUGAGGGUCAUCAAUGCAGAUUACACCAUUUCAGAAACCAUCCCUCACAGUAAUGGUGGAAAUGCUAGUAGUCACUAUUUCUCUAACCCUAGUUAUCAUACUCUAACUCAAUGCACUACCCCACCUCACGUCAACAAUAUGGACCGACUGACUCUGGCAAAGGCAAAAAACAAUCAGCUGUUUGUGAACCUUAAAAAUGUGGAACCUGGAAAACGAGGCACCAUCAUGGACUACACAGGAACUCUGCCUGCAGACUGGAAACAUGGUGGCUACCUCAAUGAUCUUGGUGCUUUUGGACUUGAUAGGGGAUAUUUGGGAAAGUCUCUGAAAGAUCUCGUGAAGAACUCAGAAUACAAUUUAAGUAAUUGCUCAUUAAGUAGUUCUGAGAACCCGUAUGCUACUAUAAAAGACCCACCAGCUCUUGUACCAAAAAGUUCAGAAUGUGGAUAUGUUGAAAUGAAGUCACCGGCACGCAGGGACUCCCCUUAUGCUGAGAUCACUGGCUCUGCUUCAGCCAAUAAGAACGUUUAUGAAGUUGAACCUACAGUAAGUGUUGUCCAGGGAGCAUUCAGCAGCAGUGGACGUUUCAGCCAGGAUCCUUAUGAUCUUCCAAAAAACAGUCAUAUUCCAUGUCAUUAUGACUUACUACCAGUUCGAGAUAGCCCCACAUCCUCUACGAAGGAGGUCAGCAGUGAAUGACCCCACAAGCUGAUGUGUAGCAUAGUGGGACUCUCAAGGGGCAAAGUGGCAUUGUUAUGCUCCUUCCUCUAGUUUACCAUCGUAUUUGGCUCCUAAUCUGUCCAGCAGACAAUUGCUGUAUAUUAAACGGAAUCUCAACAUGAGGUUUGUAUUGUGUAUACAAGUGACAGAUGGACAAAUGCCACACUCUGGGGAUCCUAGUCGUUCUUUUUUUCAUGGCAGUAAAUUUUAUAGAAACAGGUAUGCAACACAUUUAUACUGUAAUAUACUGGCUUAAAAAUAGUAGUUUGCAGAUCAGUUUUGACAACAUCCUAUUUCAGUGACUUAAAUAUAAGCUUCAUGAUUCAGAGCAGAAAUUCUCACAGGACAGUGCAGUUUACCAAAUACCACUUCAUACAGGUAAUCUCAAUAACUAAUUGUGUAGAAGAAAAACUGCCGUGCCAAAUUUUACCUUCCAGUCUUAUCUUCAGUCAAGACAUAUUGAGAAACAGAUCUGAUGGGGAUAAGUAAGCACAAUGCUGCAGUUGUUUGAGAAAUCCAUCUUUAGGCUUUUUUGUCCAUUACUGGUGGUGGGCCUUCCUUGCUUGAAUAGUUGUGGAGAUCAAAGCAUUGCAUACGUCAAUAUUAUAUGCCACCUCAAGAUCUCUUGCUAUUCAAGUUCCACCACCAGUCUUCAAUAAAUCUUUUGCUGCCAUUCAUGUUGCAGUGCUGACCACUAUUUCUGCCAUACACAACAAAUAAUCCAUAACAUAUCAGUAAUUACUCAUAAAAUAUGUAAAUUAAAUCAGUUUAUUUUUGUCACCAUGGACUGAUUAUGUAAGGAGUGGAGAAAGGUGAUGACUGCUGUAAAUCUUAACUGCAAAGAAAGGUUUACAUUUUAUAAACAGGUAGUAAUAAUGACUGUAAUAUAGGAUAAAAAUAGUAAAGUGUUCUGAUUUUUUUUCUUAGAAAUAACUAAGCAAUCUCUGUGCAUACUUGCUAAAAAGGCACCUUUUCCUUUUUAUAGUUGAUGUAGGGAAACAUGCUUAAGCUGGUCUUUUGCAUUGCUAACAAUGUGACACGUUCCCCCCAUUCUUCAUUAACUUGUCUCCAUUUUUAUGCUGUGUGUCUGUGUUUCUAGUGAUCUAGCUUGUAAUUGCAAAAAUAUUCUACUGUAUGUCUAUUUCUUUUGCAUUUUUGCCAACUGGCCUUUAUUUUGUCUGGUUAAAGAGCCCUCCGGGCAGAGGGAGAGGAUUAAAGUAAGAGAUCAUGUCAUGUCUAUCAGAGGUGGUUAGCUAAUACAUAAUAGUUUAACUUAAUUGAUUGGGGAAAAAAACAAGGUGUUUUUGUUAAGGAUAAUAACAAGAAAGAAGAAGAAAA
Cuculus canorus (common cuckoo) is the source of this 4949-nucleotide messenger RNA. RefSeq names its product multiple EGF like domains 10 (gene MEGF10). Gene Ontology annotation, biological process: apoptotic cell clearance. Lineage: Eukaryota; Metazoa; Chordata; Aves; Cuculiformes; Cuculidae. The record is from RefSeq and is a predicted model, not a curated record. The coding region runs from base 198 to 3590 and encodes 1130 amino acids. The transcript has 25 exons. Gene Ontology annotation, molecular function: scavenger receptor activity; Notch binding.